AUGGAGGGCGAGGUGGAUGACGCGAGCUCACUGAAACAUGUCCAUCUGCUAAAAUGGCUACCGCAAAAGGAGAUCAUGAAAUUACCCAACAUGAAACUAUUGUUGGCUCAUGGCGGAUACAACUCUUUACUCGAGACAGCGCAGAAGAUCAAUGCGAUGCGAGCACAACGAUUUGGAAUAGCCAGGGUACUGGACAAACUCAGACUCACUCCAGAAAUUGUCCACGAAGCUAUCGCUGAUGUGCUUGAGAAUGAGAAGUAUGUUGAGUUCUUUUAA
Molecule: messenger RNA, 276 nt
Organism: Cooperia oncophora
Lineage: Eukaryota; Metazoa; Nematoda; Chromadorea; Rhabditida; Trichostrongylidae
Source: the annotation of a GenBank genome assembly